This is a messenger RNA of Lycium ferocissimum, 834 nucleotides long. RefSeq lists its product as uncharacterized. Gene Ontology annotation, biological process: DNA integration. NCBI's taxonomy places the organism in Eukaryota, Viridiplantae, Streptophyta, Magnoliopsida, Solanales, Solanaceae. The transcript has 2 exons. Bases 1 to 834 code for a protein of 277 amino acids. Gene Ontology annotation, molecular function: nucleic acid binding. The record is from RefSeq and is a predicted model, not a curated record.
AUGAGCUCCCCUUGGCCUUUCGUGGCAUGGGGAAUGUAUGUCAUAGGACCCAUUGAGCCUCCGGCUUCCAACGGACAUUGCUUCAUCUUAGUCGCCAUAGACUACUUCACUAAAUGGGUAGAGGCAACUUCCCACAAAUCAGUGAACAAGAAAGUAGUGGCUAACUUCGCCAAGAACAAUCUGAUAUGUCAUUUCGGUGUGUCGAAAUCCAUCAUCAUGGACAAUGGUGCCAAUCUGAAUAGCCAUUUGAUGAAGGACAUCAGUGAGCAAUUCAAAAUCACUCACAGGAACUCUACCACCUAUCGGCCACAUAUGAAUGGAGCCGUAGAGGCUGCCAACAAAAAAAUCAAAAGAAUCUUAAGGAAGAUGGUCGACAAUUACAAGAAUUGGCAAGAGCAGCUGCCUUAUGCACUGUUAGGAUACAGAACAACAACCAUAACUUCCACUGGGGCAACCCCAUACCUCCUCAUUGAUGGUACAAAAGCGGUCAUAGCCUUAAAAGUAAAGAUCCCUUCACUCAGGAUCAUCCAAGACGCAGAGCUGAAAGAUGCAGAAUGGGUUAGAAAUCAUUACCAACAACUGGCUAUGAUAGAGGAAAAGAGAAUGGUGGCGGUGUACCACGAACAGCUGUUUUUCCUUCUACAGGACAGUAGAUAUACCAUCAACCAGCUUACUCACAACAAAGGCAAAUGGCGAAGCCCAAACUGUGGAGAAAGACACGGAGGGGUCAUAGCAGAGAAGGGGGUAUUGAAGAGACAUCUGACCGCGAGAGUCACGGAGGAAAUGAAUGACAAAGAUGCAUCAGACCAAGAGGGUCACAAUGGAUGGGCAUAA